Messenger RNA from Centruroides sculpturatus (bark scorpion), 1338 nucleotides. RefSeq lists its product as uncharacterized. The transcript is spliced from 5 exons. The record is from RefSeq and is a predicted model, not a curated record. Gene Ontology annotation, cellular component: membrane. NCBI's taxonomy places the organism in Eukaryota, Metazoa, Arthropoda, Arachnida, Scorpiones, Buthidae. Gene Ontology annotation, molecular function: G protein-coupled receptor activity. The coding region runs from base 1 to 1338 and encodes 445 amino acids.
AUGAAGGAAAUUGGUUCGAGUCAUAACGAUUCUGCUAUAUAUAAUGCAGUGACAAAUCUUAUGCAAGACGAAGAACAAAAACUGUCCGAAAAUAAAAUUAGAGACUGCAUAAAUAAGGAAUAUUUUAGUGAGUUCAUUGAGAAAGAAGAGUCUCCUGCUGAAAACAUCAGAAAUGUUCCUGUCUCUUCAGCAGAAAUCAAUUCAAAUGAACACGAACACUUUACAUUACGAUCAUUAUAUUUUGCUUUCAUUGAACUCGAAACAUAUUCUUUAGUAUCGGAUAUAAUAUAUGAAGAAGAAGAGCCUGACUCCACAGAUGAUCUGUCAGAAAGUGCUUACAGUAUAGACUCAGAUACAACGUCAACUGAAGACGAACUUUCUGAUGAUAUGAACCAAAAUGAAAUAUUUGACGUGUCUGAUAUAGAUGAAAAUAUGUUAAUAACGGCUCAAUAUCAACCAGAAAAUAAUGAAACAUAUGAAUUGGCAUCAGUCACUGCAACUUCCACUUGCCCUGAUAUUGAAUCAUAUAUAUCAGAUUUGAUAAUAAAAUCGGAUACGAUGUCAAGUAUUUCUGACGAUCUGCCUGCGACAAGUUGGAACAAACACGUAGAUGAAAUUUCUGCAUUCAAUAAUUCUAGAGAAAGAGUCGAAGAAAAAAUUAUUCGAGUGCAACCUGAAAGUGAUCUUGGUUUAUAUCAAGAAACAGCAGAAAAUGAAUUGGACGUACUUCAAUUUGAUGAAAGAAAAUAUGAAGUAAACGCGAAUCUUUCGCAAGUUAAGGAUGUUGUGGGAGAUGCAAUUGGAUCAGAAAAACUUGAAGAAGAUUGUCCUGUUUCUAAUUGUUGGUGUAAUAAGUCUAUCGGAAAAAAAGACCUUGUAAUAUUGAGUAUAGUAGAAGUCGAGUUCUUCACGAAAGNAACAAGACCACCAAUCAUCAUCCCAGUGACCAAAUAUCAAAGGCCAACCUCAACAUCAUCUUCAGUCAUAUCUGAUGGCGAUUCUAGUCGCUUUAAGCCUACAAAUACGUCUACAACCUUAUCCCAUCACGAAUCUUCUUACGUUAUCACUGGAUCAGAGAAAACUAUUUCCUCGACUUCUCAAACACCCACUAAACUUCGUUCUUCGAGCACCGAAUCCUUUAGGCCUUCUCUAUUCGUUACAGAAUCAUCAAAUAGUGAAAGAACUCGAAGUCCCGAUAGCACAAAUGUUGAUAAAUUUAAAGGAAUGUGCUCACCUGUACAUUCGCGUACAUUGUUUUGGAAUUGGACUAAAGCGGGUGAAGUUGCUGUACAAAGAUGUCCAGGAGGUGCAAUAGGUAAAGCUUAUCUUUACAAUUAA